This is a messenger RNA of Meloidogyne enterolobii, 243 nucleotides long. The record is from the annotation of a GenBank genome assembly. Lineage: Eukaryota; Metazoa; Nematoda; Chromadorea; Rhabditida; Meloidogynidae.
AUGGCAGCCGGUAGGGAUUUUAGAGUUGAUGCAGUUUUAGCAAAGUGCGAUGAAUGUGGAGCGCCGCUGUUGGGACAAUGUGUCUUUGUGGAGGGGAGACGAGUGCACAGAGCCUGUUUCAAAUGCGCAGGAUGCGGGAUUGGGAUUCCUUGUGAUGAGCGCAACGGAGAACAAUUCAUACGCUAUUACGUGAUAAAUGGAAAGAUUUACGGACCUAAUUGCUAUGUGAAGAGGCUGAGAUGA